UGCUGCCGUGGUUCACUCUGGCUGCCGAUCCAGUCCAGGAGAAGAUGGCUGCCCGAGUGCUGUUUCUCCUGUUCCUCCUCCUCGGCUCCUCGGAUGCGGCGAAGAAACCGAAAGCGAACGCCGAUGCCGACCUCAUCGAAGAUGUCAACGGCAAGAAACUGGAAAGUCUCAUACAGACUGAGGAAUACCUCGCCGUCUUCUUCUACACGAAGAUCUGUAAGAACUGCGAUGCCAUCUUGGCGGAGCUCGAGCACAUCAACGACGAGGCUGAGAGCUUCGGCGUCACCUUCGUCAGGAACAGCGACAGACCAACAGCUAAGAAACUGGGCAUAACAAAGUUCCCCUCGCUCGUCUACUUUCGGAAUAAAGAACCAACGACAUACGAAGGCGACUUGAUGGAUGAAGAGAAGGUCCUGGACUGGCUAACAAACUUGGAAGCAAUGGAAAUACCGGAUCGCAUAGAGGAGGUCAACGGGAAAAUCCUCGAGAGUCUCAUCAAAGAAAGCCAGUUCCUGGCAGUACUCUUUUACAAACCGAAGCACAAAGAAUCCGAUGCCGUGCUUCAGGAACUGGAGAACAUCGACGAUGAAGCUGACGGCCUCGGGAUCGGCUUUGUGAAGAUAUCCGAAACUGAAGUCGCCGAAGAAUUCGGUCUCGACCAACUCCCAGCUCUGGUAUACUACCGCAAGACUAUUCCACUCUUGUAUGAUGGCGACUUGUACAACGAAGAAGACGUGCUUAAAUGGCUUCAAGAGUUUAUGGACACCGGGGACGACACCGACGUCAUUGAAGAGGUUUCGGCAGAUGACGUCACGGCCCUCAUAGAGAAGACGGACAUCGUAGCUGUAUUCGUCUACGACGAAAACGACGAGGAGAGCAAGAAGAUCUUGUCCGAACUCGAAGCGAUCGACGAUGACGCCGACCAACACGGAAUUCCCUUUGUGAAGACCGAUGACGUUGAGAUUGCUAAGAAGUACGGCUGGGAGCAGCUUCCUAUCCUGAUUUUCUUUGAAAAUGCAGUGCCCACAGUUUACGAAGGAGACCUGAGCAACGAAGAUAAAGUACUCAGCUGGCUGGUGGAGCAGAAGAUGAAAGACGAAAUUGAAGAUGUUUCCGAAGACGUGCUGGACAAGCUCAUCGAGAAGUCUGACUAUCUCGCGGUACUUUUUUACGACAAAGGGGAGAAAGAAUCGGAGAAGGUUCUCAAAGAACUGGAGAAUAUCGACGACGAACUGGACACACACGACAUUCCUUUUGUAAAGAUCGAUGACGAAGAUGUCUUGAAAGAAUAUGGCAUUGACAAAGUCCCACAACUUGUUUAUUUCGAAGAUACCAUUCCAAACUUCUACUCAGGGGACUUGACAAAGGAGGAAGACGUCCUCGCAUGGCUCAUUAGACAGAAAGAGUCCGAUGAAAUUGAAGACGUCACACCGGAGGUCCUCGAAAUGCUCAUAAAGAAGUCCAACCAUCUUGCCGUGUUAUUUUAUGACAAGGACGACCCAAAGUCGAAGCUGGUACUGCAGGAACUCGAAAACAUUGACGAUGAGGCCGACGCAAAUGAUCUGCCAUUCCUGAAAAUCGAUGAUGACGAAGUGGCCAAGAGCAUGGGAAUCGACGACGAGCUUCCGAUCCUCGUCUAUUUCGAGAACGAAAUCCCAAACUUAUACGAAGGGGACCUUACGAAGGAAGAGGAGGUGAUAGAGUGGCUCCUUAAGAAGAUGAAGUCAGAUGACAUCGAGGAAGUAAGCGACAAGAUACUGGACUCUCUGAUCGACAAGCAUCCGCACGUCGCCGUUCUCUUCUAUAAAGAGAACGACAGGAAAUCGGAGAAAAUCUUACUGGAACUGGAAAACAUCGACGAUGAAGCGGACCAGCAUGAAAUCAUUUUCCUGAAGACAAACGACCCCAUGGCCAUCAAGAAAUACGGCAUCGAGACCCUGCCCAAGCUCGUCUUCUAUGACAACGAGAUCCCUAACCUUUAUGACGGUGAUCUAAUGGACGAAGAAAAGAUUCUCGAGUGGUUUAUUCACCAGAAGAACUCUGAGGAAAUCGAAGAGAUCACGGAAAACAUGCUUUACGAACUCAUCGCGGAGAAUCCAUUCCUGGUGGUCCUGUUCUACGACAAGGACGACAAAGCUAGCGAGCAAAUUUUGGCCGAACUGGAGAACAUCGAUGACGACUUGGACAAACACCGGGUGCCCUUUGUUAGGAUCGAUGACGACAGUGUCGCCAAGGACUUCGGUAUUCUAGACGAGCUGCCUCGUGUAGUCUACUUUGAGGACAAAGUCCCCAGUGUCUACGAAGGAAAUCUCAAGAACGAGGAAGAGGUACUGAAAUGGGUGCUCCACCAAAAGGCAGAGGACACGAUUGAAGAGGUCACCGAAGAAAUAUUAGUAAUGCUUCUGAGAGACAAGGAAUAUGUCCUGGUGUUCUUCGCUCCCGAAAACUGCAAGGAAUGCCCUGCCAUCCUGCACGAACUUGAGAAGAUCGACGACGAAUCGGACGAUCACGGCAUCAUCACCGUCACAACCGACGACACGAAAUUUGCCAAGAAGCAAGCAGGAGUUACGAAACUACCAGCCAUCGUUCUCUUCCGCAAUGGCCAACCCGUACAUUACAAAGGCGACCUAAUGGAUGAAGAAGCCCUCCUCAAGUGGGUGACCAGCGAAGAAGUUCUCGAUAUUCCAGACCAGAUUGAACAGGUCAACCAGAAGAUGUUGGAAAAACUGCUUCACAGGAGUGACCACGUUGCUGUAUUGUUCACGAAAGACCGCUGCCCGGAGUGCGAUAAAGUUCUUGCCGAGCUCGAAAACAUCGACGACGAAGCUGAAGAGAUUGACAUCGACUUGGUGAAAGUCACAGACCCCAAGAUUGCGAAGGCGUACGAGAUCGUCUCCUUCCCCGCCUUAGUUUACUUCAAGAAGAAAUUCCCUCAAUUCUACGACGGCAACUUGAAGGACGAGGACCAAGUUCUCAAGUGGUUGACUGAAUUGAAGAACAAGGCUGAAGAUGAAAUCGAAUUCGUCGACAGGAGGACACUGGAGAUGCUCCUGGACGACAUGGACAACGUCGCAGUAUUUUUCUUUUCCGACGACUGUGCGGAGUGCGACCGCGUGCUCGAGGAACUCGAAAACAUCGACGAUGACACGGACAAACAGGGCAUCUACUUUGUCAAAACUGACGAUGAAGACUACGCAAAAGAACUUGGUGUUUCCGACUUUCCUUCGCUCGUCUACUUCGAAAAGCAUACACCGAGCAUCUACGUAGGAGACCUUUCUAAAGAAGAGGAUGUACUUAGCUGGCUGAUUCAGCAGAAGAACGAAGACACCAUCGAAAAUAUCAACAGAGAUAUGUUGAACAACAUGAUAGUUGAAACAGACUACCUUGCUGUUUUAUUCUACCUCGAAGAUGAUGAUGAGAGCAAAGAAAUUUUGCUGCACCUCGAAAACAUUGAUGACGACUGCGGUGACUAUGAGGUGCACCUCGUCAAGAUGCAGGACAACUUGAUGGCUAAGAAGUACGGCAUUCGUAACCCUCCUGGCCUAGCGUAUUUUCGUCAUGGGAAGCAUCUCAAGUACACUGGUGACCUCUUUGACGAGGAAGAAGUGUUGGAGUGGCUGACUAAUCCCGAAAAUAUGGAAAUGACUGACGCUAUUGAGCGGGUAAACAAGAGGAUGUUUGAAAGGAUACUCUCUAGAUCGGAGUAUCUAACCGUAUUUUUCUACAGCAAGAUCGACUGCAAGCAGUGUGCCAAGGUUCUAGAGGAGCUCGAGAAAAUCGAUGACGACGCCGACGCUCAGGGUAUUAACAUGGUCAAGAUAGACGAUCUAGCAUUGGCCAAGAAGUAUGGAGUUCAUGCGAUUCCGGCGAUAUUGUUCUUCCAUAGUGAAGACGCGGACCCCAUUAUUUAUGCAGGCGAUUUUAAGAGUGGCGAACGUAUCCUUGAGUGGAUACUUCUACAAAGAAAUCCUGGCAGUGAAGUCAUCGAGGACGUUGAUGGCGAGACUCUCCGAAAAAUGAUCAAGGCUUCACCGUACCUGGCUGUUUUAUUCUAUUCUGAAGGACAGGAAUGUGAUGAAUGUAAAGCCGUCCUCAGUGAUCUUGAGAAUAUCGAUGAUGACACAGACCGUCAUGGAAUCCAGUUCGUCAAGACCACAGAUGUCUCUGUUGCACAGGAAUACGGUGUAAAGGAAUACCCAUCACUUGUCUACUUCGAAAAGCAAAUCCCAAAUGUUUACGAAGGGGACCUAAGUGCUGAGGAAGAAGUCCUACAGUGGCUUGUGCUGCAGAAGUCUGAUGACACUAUCGAGACAGUCAACCGUGACAUGCUGGAUCGCCUCGUUGAUGAAUCCCAAUACCUGGCUGUGUUUUUCUACAAACCUCACUGCAAGGCUUGCGACCAGGCACUGCGGGAGUUAGAGAACAUCGAUGACGACACGGAUUUGUACGGCAUUCACAUGGUGAAGAUUCGCGAUACGACCCUGGCGAAGCGCUACGGCAUCAAAACAUUCCCAGCUCUGGUAUACUUCAGGAAUGGCAACCCACUCAUCUUCGAUGAUUUCCUUGCUAUUGCUACAAUAGGUGAUAUGAAAAACGAGGAGUCCGUCUUGGAGUGGCUUAUUGACGAUGACAACCGGGAGCUCGCUGAGGAGAUCGAAGCGAUCAAUAGCAGGAUGUUGGACAAACUGGUCAAUGACUCGCCCUUCAUCGCCGUUCUCUUCUAUGAAGACAACUGCGACGAGUGUGAGAGGGCUCUCAAGGAAUUGGAGAACAUCGACGACGAGGCUGACGUCUACGGUAUCGACUUCGUCAAGAUCAAUGAACCAGAGGCGGCGACCGCGUAUGGCAUUACGAGCUUCCCUACACUGGCCUACUUCCGGAAAGGAUCGCCAACGUUAUAUGACGGAGAUCUCCAGGAUGAAGAGAAGGUUCUCGCUUGGCUAACGAAUCACGACAAUAUUGAACUGAAAGACGAAAUUGAAGAAGUCAACCGCAAGAUGUUGGACAAGUUACUCGAUGAAAAUGAUUUUGUUGCUGUGUUCUUCUUUGACCACAACUGUCCCAAGUGUGAUGCCGUGCUGACAGAGAUCGAAACUAUCGACGAUGAAGUGGACGAACUCGACGUGAUGUUUGUGAAAAUCAACGACGUCAAGUACGCCAGGAAGUAUGGCAUCGCGCAGGUCCCCGCUAUUGUAUACUUCCGAAGGAAGUUCCCGUCCAUCUUCAGGGGUGACCUUAUGGACGAGAAUGAGGUCCUGGAAUGGCUCAAGAAGAAUCGAUACCGACACCCAGAGCUAAGCCUCUUCAUGUACGCUCUGAUCGCCAUCUCCAGUGCUUUCAUCCUGUACACACUGUUCCUCAUCUUCUGUUUGAAGAAGCAUGAGAAGAAAGAAUGAGCAGGGCCCUUUACCUUGGGGCCGCUCUUCUUGUUCAGGACCCUGCCAAAGAAGUGUUGCGAGGACUCGGCCACGAGUUGAGUGUUGCUGGGGCAGACUAUGGAGGCACACGCCUCCUAUGGGGGUUACAGGGGAGAUCCGGUCAUGGUGCAAAUGAAGAAAGAAACGGGGCUGAUUCCGCUCGUGUACUAUAUGUGGUGCAAUCUACGAACAGUAUAUCGCCGAGACGCCUGGGUGACCCCAGCGAUGUUAUGCUUUGUUUGGCUAACCGCAGGCAUAUUUCACGGUCACAGCACGUGGGUUUCGACUCAUCUGUUCAGUGUAUUUGGGAAAGACCCAGAACGAUUUGGAGAAAGCGGCCAUUACUCUUUGAUGCCUGACAUUGUGCAUUCGCGUUUACAUUGGACAACAGAAAUUACUGACAAAAAAAAAGUGCUCCCACGUGUCAGGACCAUAAGAGAUGUGGCCAUUGUUUUUAUUCUUUUUUUUUUACUCUCUGUUUCUUUUCUUUCCACAAAUACCAGGCUGCUAUUCCAAUACCGUCAAUAGCGGUAUCUGGACUGCAAUUUUUUCUAACUAUUGAGAGACACGGGCGUGUGAUCGUGAACACGAUGCCUCGCUUCCUUCUUCAACUUUGCUUCGGUUUGAUGCGACAUCACUGGGAAGGGAUAAAAACUCUCGGUUGUGUUAUUUCAGUGAAUCUUCGACGAUCAUUUCAUGUGUCAAGUUUUUUUUUUUAAGUUGUCGUGCCUUCGAUAUUUGUUUUUAUUUAUAUUGCCAACUGAACUUCCUCCAAAAUACGUAUCGGCUUCAGUCACACAGUACUGGCAUGUGAACUGCCUUCCUUCCCUGCAUUGGUUGUUGAAAUGCUCUGUACAGUUAAGGAUACCGUUGGUGGCAUUAAAAUUUAUUGUUAAUUAUUAUGGCUUUUUUUUUUAACCCGACUGCUUUUCAGGCACUGCUCACAGCAAAGACACUUCAGCGGGCGGUGUUCUGCGGAUGUGUUGAUGCUCAAUAUAAGUACGAGAUAUACUUACUUCUUUUCGUUUGUCUUAGGCGAGGACCUGCUUUCAGUUCUUCCUCAUGUGUGAUCGUACAAAGUGAAUUCGAGGCAGAUUGCACAACGUUUUCACUUCGAAUGCUUCAUCGUGUAUGUCCUCAGAGUGCAUGGAGUCGCGUCUUUGAAUGAUAUUAAGUCCUCAAUGUUUCGUUCUUUUUUCUUAUCAGCGCUUUUAUGUGAGUUGUGAGAUGGAUAGUGUGCCUUUUUUUGGGGGGGGGGGUGUAUUUAUUGCAGAAAGCUUUCCAGACUGCCUUUUACGCGUUGCUUCUUCCGCAGCUUUGUUGUGUGUGAUUCGUUUAACUUUCUCUCCCUUUUCCACCAUCAGUGCUGUCGUAUGAAAAUAAACUCGGGAGAAUAGACCACA
This is a messenger RNA of Ornithodoros turicata, 6820 nucleotides long. RefSeq lists its product as uncharacterized. The record is from RefSeq and is a predicted model, not a curated record. NCBI's taxonomy places the organism in Eukaryota, Metazoa, Arthropoda, Arachnida, Ixodida, Argasidae. The transcript is spliced from 33 exons. The coding region runs from base 45 to 5396 and encodes 1783 amino acids.